Chiroxiphia lanceolata (lance-tailed manakin) is the source of this 1270-nucleotide messenger RNA. Its product is annotated as transient receptor potential cation channel subfamily M member 6-like. Gene Ontology annotation, biological process: monoatomic cation transmembrane transport. Lineage: Eukaryota; Metazoa; Chordata; Aves; Passeriformes; Pipridae. Gene Ontology annotation, cellular component: apical plasma membrane. Gene Ontology annotation, molecular function: monoatomic cation channel activity. The coding region runs from base 266 to 1270 and encodes 334 amino acids. The transcript has 8 exons. The record is from RefSeq and is a predicted model, not a curated record.
UUUCAGCAUAACUAGAGUAAAAACGUCGUGGCAAGAAUUUUUGAUUCAUCUCUUAAUUAUCUCUUCAAGUCCCUUGCCUGGAAAAAAACCAAACCAAAAGCAACCAACCAAAUCCAAUUAUCAAUUUAGUACACGGGAAUCUGUUGACACUGCUUCGUAGUACUGCUUCUUUUAGUCAGAACUGGGGAACAAGAUUUGUCUGAUUGUGUGUUAGAUGGAAACCUUGAUCGGUGGCUGAAGGCUACUUGAAAUGUAAAGUGAUAAUAUGAGGGAAAAAAAGUCCCCCAAAACUUGGAUCGAAGAGGUCUUCAGUAAAAGAGAAUGCGCACACAUCAUUCCCAGCUCAAAAGAUCCACACAGGUGUCCUGCAGGAUGCCAGGUGUGCCAGAAUUUAAUCAGAUGUUGCUGUGGACGGCUGAUUGGAGAACACCCAGGAGUACAGUACAGCUGGCCUGUUUAUCAGGCUGGUUCACAGAGGGAUGAUGGAGAAUGGUCUGUGCAAAACCACACAAAGAUGAGCCCAACGGAUGCAUUUGGUACAAUCAGUUUUCAAGACGGAGACCACACUUACCAUGCCAAGUAUAUUAGACUCUCUUAUGAUAGCAAUUCAGAUCAGCUGUUGCACCUGAUGGUUAAAGAAUGGCAGAUGGACUUGCCAAAGCUCGUGAUCUCUGUUCAUGGAGGCAUUCAAAAUUUCAAGCUUCCCUCAAAGGUCAAGAAGGUUUUCAGCAGAGGUUUGGUGAAGGCUGCUGAGGUUACAGGAGCAUGGAUAAUUACAGAAGGCAUCAACAGUGGAGUGUCCAGGCACGUCGGGGACGCACUGAAAGGCCGUAUCUCACCACACCUGAGAAAGAUCUGCGCUAUUGGGAUUCCUCCAUGGGGUGUCAUUGAGAACCAGAGGGAUCUCAUUGGAAAAGAUGUAGUUUGCCUGUACCAGACUCUUGGUAACCCACUCAGCAAGCUGAGUACGCUCAACAGCAUGCAUUCUUAUUUUCUAAUGGCAGAUGAUGGCACAGUAGGCAAGUAUGGUAGUGAGAUGAUGCUGAGGAGGAAUUUGGAGAAGUACAUAUCACUUCAAAAAAUACAUAUGAGAAUGAGCCAAGGUGUACCCAUAGUUGGACUGGUGAUGGAAGGAGGCCCCAGUGUGAUCCUAAUGGUGUGGGAGUACGUGAGGGCCACCCCAGCUGUCCCUGUCGUGGUCUAUGAGGGCACUGGCAGAGCUGCAGAUAUCCUGGCAUUUACCCACAAACACACAGGCGAUACAGGGUGA